Fraxinus pennsylvanica is the source of this 1608-nucleotide messenger RNA. Lineage: Eukaryota; Viridiplantae; Streptophyta; Magnoliopsida; Lamiales; Oleaceae. The record is from the annotation of a GenBank genome assembly.
AUGGAAGACGAGAGGAUUCUUGAGAGAGAAAGGUUCCAAAUCGAGCAAAUUCGGCAGCUCGAAUCAGAGGAAUUGCAAGUCGAAGAAGUCGAGGAAUCGUCAGACGAUGAAGACGUUCAAACAAGUUCUGGCGGCCCUUCUGCAUCUGUAGAAUUCACAUAUGACACCUCUUUGGCUGCCUUACAUUCAUAUCUCGGAGAGGUUGAGAACGCUCACAACAGGCUGGCUUUCUUGGAUGGUGGUGCUGUGCUGACCCUUCCUCUGUUCUAUCUUGAAGGAGUUGUUCUGUUUCCAGAAGCCAGACUUCCCCUUAGAGUAAUUUUACCUAAUUUUAUAGCAGCUGUUGAACGAGCGUUGAGACAAGUUGAUGCUCCUUAUUCUAUUGGUGUGGUUCGUCUUUACAGGGAUCCUAAUAAUGGGAAGAUAAAGUUUGCAACUACUGGUACGACUGCAGAGAUUCGGCAAUAUCGGCGUUUGGAAGAUGGCUCAGUCAACAUUGUCGCCCGUGGCCAGCAGCGUUUUCGUCUGAGACGCCGUUGGAUUGACAUAGAUGGAGCUCCAUGUGGAGAGGUUCAAAUCAUUCAGGAGGAUUCUCCAUUGAGAACACCACGGGAUGCUGUUGGAAAACUGGCACCAUUAAGGAAGUUGCGCAUGGGCAGUGUCCUGCAAAUGCCAUCUUUAAAUGAUUCUCGUAAUGAGCAUAGCUGCAUUGAUGGAAAUGAUUCGGAUGCAAUAUCAGAUGGAAGCUUUGAUGGUGAACUUUCAUCAGCUGAAAGGAUGUUGCACCGAGCUGCUCUAAUUUCUUCUUAUGGUUCUGAUUUAGUUGAGGAAUCAGUGAGUAGUGAUGAUGAGAAGUUUGAAACAUCAAGAUCUCAUUUGGACAAUUAUGAGGGGUUCAUGCAUACAGAAUACGGCAAAAGGAAUGAAGAGGCUAGUCUUGGAGUAGGGAAAAGAGCUGUGUUGGAUAAACCAAGUUGCAGAAAGGUGGGAUGGGGAAAGUAUUCGGUAGGCCAUCUCCGUGAUGCCCCUCGAGCCUUCUGGCCCAGUUGGGUUUACCGUAUGUAUGAUUCCUAUAUUCUUGCUCAAAGAGCAGCAGAUAGGUGGAAGCACGUUGUUAGGGUGCCAAACAUGGAUGGAUUUGUGAUGAAACCAGACCUGCUUUCAUUUCACAUUGCUAGUAAAAUUCCUGUAUCUGAAUCCACGAGGCAAGAGCUUCUAGAGAUCGAUGGAAUUUCGUAUAGGUUGCAACGGGAAAUUGGGUUGCUUGAAAGUCUUGAUCGCAUUCAGUGUAAAACUUGUCAGACUCUAAUUGCAAGGCGAAGUGAUAUGUUGGUGAUGUCUAGUGAAGGUCCACUUGGGGCUUAUGCAAAUGAACACGGCUUUGUGCAUGAAGUAACAACUCUUCUUAAAACAAAUGGAUUAGCAAUCAAAGGGAUUCCGACGAAAGAAUACAGCUGGUUUCCUGGGUAUGCAUGGUCAAUUGCUGACUGUGCCACGUGUGAAAUGCAUAUGGGAUGGCUCUUCACAGCAACAAGGAAGAAAUUGAAACCCCGGUCCUUUUGGGGAAUUAAGAGUUCACAAAUUGCUGAUGAAACUCGGGAAGCCUAG